Molecule: messenger RNA, 276 nt
Organism: Staurois parvus
Lineage: Eukaryota; Metazoa; Chordata; Amphibia; Anura; Ranidae
Source: the annotation of a GenBank genome assembly
AUGUCCUACAAGACGUUCAACGGGGUGAAGAACUGCUGUUACAUCGUGCUCUCCGUGCUGUGCGGUUGCCCACUGGCCUUCUGCUGGGCCCUGGAGUUCGCCUGCGUCCAGUGCUGCCACAUCUGGUGCGUGGGGCCCUGCAUACGCAUGUGGAACAUGAACUUCUCCUGUAUGAAGCUCUUCUGGAGCUCCUGCGUCCACUGUCUAUGCGACCCGUGCUACGAGUCCCGCGGCCUGUGCCUCAGCUUCAUCAAGGUCCACAAAACGGAAGGAUAA